AUGGCGAGCUCCGAGCACGUGGAGCUUGUGUCUGGGUCGGGUGUGGCCACCAUUUUCGGGACCGCGGUGCGCUGGAGCAUAGUGCUAAUGUCCUGUGUAUCUUUGCACGUACCUGUUGCUAUCCGCUGGGAUUUUCGUCCCAUGUUUGCUGGGUCGGUGGCUGUGUGCUCCGUGGGCG
Pelobates cultripes (western spadefoot toad) is the source of this 178-nucleotide messenger RNA. The record is from the annotation of a GenBank genome assembly. Lineage: Eukaryota; Metazoa; Chordata; Amphibia; Anura; Pelobatidae.